Hyla sarda is the source of this 6512-nucleotide messenger RNA. It is a transcript of the gene TPRN, whose product is annotated as taperin. Gene Ontology annotation, molecular function: phosphatase binding. Bases 455 to 3367 code for a protein of 970 amino acids. The transcript has 4 exons. The record is from RefSeq and is a predicted model, not a curated record. NCBI's taxonomy places the organism in Eukaryota, Metazoa, Chordata, Amphibia, Anura, Hylidae.
AUACAGACGCAUGAAAGCCGCGUGGUCCCGAAACUGCAAUGUAAACAGGCGCUUAAAGGGCGGACGGGGCGUAUCUAUUAGCGUCAGUCUAUUGAGGGGCGGAGCUUCCAAUGAACUUCCAAUGGGAGCGCUUUGCUGAAGGUCGUCCCGUGAAGGGGCGGAGAUAAUGUUGACAGUCCCCGCCCUCGAACACCUGAUGCAGUUUGUUGGGGGCGGGGCAUCCCGGGAUGCGUUCAAUAAACGUCCAAUGGGAGCGAGGCGCUGAAUGACGUAGAAUGAAAGGGCGGGGAUAGUUCUGACAGUCCCCGCCCUGCCCAGAGCUCCUGGUAGAGUUGGUUUGAUGUGAUGACGUCAGGCACAGUGCGGGGGCGGGGCUUCGGGUGACAGGAGCAGCUCCCGGAUCCGGGCUGUAGUCAGUCAGAAGCUGCGGGGCUGCGCGGCGGGUCAGGCGGACAUGGCGGUGAGUGGUGGCGGCAGCACGAAGAGCUGGUCUCGGCUCGACCCGCACUCCCACAAGGUCCCGGCAUGGAAGCUGGAGGUGCUGGAGAGGAAGCGGGCGAAGAUGGCGAGCGCUGCCGUGCCCUGGGGGAAGGACUCGUCUCCGAACCGCAGGACCCGCUCCCCGUCCCGGCAGAGGAGCCCGGAGCGCCUGGUGCUGCAGGACAGCCUGGGGCCGCUCCAUGAGAACCCGUUCAUAAAGCAGGAGAAGGAGCGGCGGCGGCACCGGCGGCCCCAGCAGCGGCAUCCCUCCCCGGGCAGAGGCGCCUCCGACAUCCGGCACCUGCUCGACAUGUACAGCCACGUCCCGGGGAUGAGGACCAUCCGAGCCGAGAACAUCAUCAUCAUCGAGUCCGACCCCGACUACUUCAGCCACUCCACCAGCCACAGCGACCCUAUGGAGGAGUUACUGGCCAGAAGGGGCAGCAAGGUGGCCGAGAUCCGGGCCUCCGAGGUGAUCAUCUAUGAGCCGGAGGUCCCCAACAAAGAUCAACCUAAAAAAGUCCUGGAGCCCCCCAAAAAAGUCCCAGUGCCCCCCAAAAAGGAGGAGCUGGAGCACGUUGAGGUCCUGGAGGAAGCCGGGAGGGUCAGCCGCUUGCUGGAGAAGUUUGAUCAUGGCCAUAGCAGACCGGUGAGGACCCGGAGCUUGGACAACAUACUGGAACCAGACAGCAAGCCCAUCAUAUUGCCAAAACCUCCGAUCCUCGAGCGUCAAGGCCAAGCCCCCCUGAACAAGUCACCACCCAGGCGGUCCGGAUCCCUCUCCCCAUCAGCAGCCUCCAUCUUAGAGGAGGAUAGCAAGCGAUUCCCCCUAAACAACCCCUCGUGGCUCCCCUCCAAGGCACCUAUCUCCCCUUCUCUACCCGACCCCAACCUGUUUCAUAAGAGACCCUCCAGUCCCAUGACCUCACCAGUGAUCGUUGCCCCUCUGUCUCCCUCGUCCCCUCACUCCCCACGAUUUGAGGCAUCCACAGACGACAUGCCGCUGCUGCCCACCGUGGCCACUGUCAGGGAGAAGUUUGAAAGCGGGCAUACGACCAACAACGUUCCUCCAUUACCAAAAUUGGUCAAUGUUACCCAGAAGGUUAGCAGCAACACAAUCCUGGUCAACCCCAAAGCAGUGUCCACCAAUAAGGUGAAGUCUCCUACCACGGAUGGAGGAAGGAUAGAGAUAGACAGUCCGCCUCUUACCAAUGGUCACGUCGACCACUUGGAGACAAACGUAAAUAAGGGUAGUUCUAUCAGUAUUCAAGAUCUUCUGUCCAAGAGCAAGAGGCCCAAGGGUACCACAGCUCAGAGGGCGCCCAAGGGAAAUGAUCCAGUGCCAUCUAAUGAUCCUAUUGAGAUUCCCAACGGCGCCAACAAUUGGAGGCCAAAGUCUGAGGUGGACCCACUGAAAUCUAGUAGCAUACCCCCCAAACCCAGUGCCACUUAUCCAGACAAUCCAUCGAUCACCAACCACUAUGACCAGGCCUUUACCAGUGCCACUCCUAGCCAGCGGCUGAAGGUGUCUGCCUCCACCAGCAGCAAUGACUCCUUCGAGAUCAGACCUGCCCUGAAGCCGGAUCUCAGCAGCAUCCCGGACGACGACAUCCAAGCGAGAGCGCUGGCCAACAUUCGAAUGCAGUCCAAAAAUUCUUUUGUUUUUAUUCCAAAGAGGAGGCCAGUCCCCUCUGUAACCCAACAAGAUGGUACGGUCCAGUCCAACGAUAAGCCAAAAGUGAAUAACAGAGCUUCCACCCUCAACGGCCCCAAAUUAGAUAGCACGGACUCUCCUAGAAAAAAUGUCGCCUGGGCCAAUGAUGUCCGGGUGACUUCAUCGCCCCAAGAAGUCAGGGUGAAUGGCGAUACCAGCUCAGUUAAGACUGCACAUUCAGAGACUUUGAAGGCCUCCAGUGUCCCCUCUUUGUCUGAUUUUGACUGGAAAAGUGGACUCUUGCCGUCCCACUCGCCCAUCGAAGGGCAAUCCUUUACAGAUCUGGGGGCUGAGCUUGAAUACAAAAGUAGUGUGCAGCAAACGGACACAGAGGAUGUACUAAGCAGGGUGCCGGUGACUAAAAUACACGAGGAUGUGGUGAAAGCGGACAUACCGGUCACCAACAUAGACGAUAUAGUCAAUAUAGAGGACAAGGAGGUCAACCGGGGGACCCUGCCCGAAAUAAAAGUAGAGAAGCCCUCCUACCAGCCGCACUCCUCCGCCUCCUCCAUACGCAAUAAAGGAGGCAAUACCUUCACGGUGGUCCCCAAAAGGAAACCAGUCACUGAGCAGGAGGCCUUCCGGACCCCCGUGGUGGAAGAGGAGGAGGAGGAUGAUCCAAGGUCUAAAAGGAAAUCUUCAGACGGGCCUGAGGCCCCCUACUCAGAACUGGGAGUGCUGCUGAAGAAACGCUAUCCAACCGCUGAUGAAAUCCAGGUCAUCGGAGGUUAUCAGUCCCUGUCCAAGUCCUGUCUGACCAAGAUCGGCUCCACCAGGAAAAAGAUGAAGAUCUCCUUCAAUGAACAGAACAUCCACACUAUGUUCGAGUACCCAUCUGAGAACUCCUUGGCAGAAGAAGCGGCAGAAGGAGAGGCCCACGAGGUAUCGGGCUCAGAAUCCGAAGAAGACGAUAAACCCUCCGGCGUGUUUCUCCCGCGGCCGACAUUCGGGAGCGGCGGUGCGGCCGGCAAUAGCCUGCGGGCCAACUCUGCAAACUCAGGUCUAUCUAACUACACUCCUAAGCACUCCGUGGGGUACAGCAAAUGGCAGGAUGAGGCGUCUCUAGGGGGCGCUGCAACUCCGGACCUCAGCUCUCCGAGCCAGGACAUGCUCACGCCAGCCGACAGCAACUCUCAUACAGACUUCCGAAGCGAGCCGGCGCUCUACUUCUAACCGCAGCGGAUGGAGGACGGUCAGAUCUAUCUGGACUGUGGUCACUGCCCUGAUGUCUGUCCUCGGCGCCUGUGCUGAAAAGCAUCCUGGGAAAGGAUCUCCAUCUAGCUUUUUUUGUGGGGGGGCGGGGGGUUACUUUAAAACAAAAAAAAAAAAUUGCGCACUCGUGAUAUUGGCUGAUAUGUGGAAUAUGCCAUAGUAAGUGUAGCAGCGCGUUUGCUGCCUGCGGUGGAGCGCUGUUGAUUAUAUUAAUCAAUACGCCUUCAGAGAGAUUAGUGGUGUGUCCUGCCACCUAGUGGUGGGGGGUGAUGACUGUGGGGUUGUGUCUUCAAGAUGUCUUGGUUAUCAAUGUGUGUGUACAGAUAGUUGCUUUCUUCCCCAAACAGCGCCACUCUUGUCCUCAGUUUGUGUGCGGUAUUGCAGCUCAUUUCCAUUGUAGUAAAUGGAAAGGAGUUGUAAUACCUAACACAACCUGAAGAUGGGAGUGGCGCUGUUUUUUUGAAGAAAGUAGCUAUGUAUUUCUAAUGCUGGAUAAUACAGUGGCCUCAAAUUGGUGGCUCUCCUGUGCUUGCAAAACUACAACUCCCAGCAUGCCCUGACAGCCGAAGGCUGUCAGGGCAUGCUGGGAGUUGUAGUUUUGCAUCCAGUAAUAGUUCGUCAGUUCUGGGGUUCACAUAUGCGGGUAUUGGAAACUUUAUCAACCAGGUUAAAAAAACAAACAAAAAAAAAUUUCUUCCUUAAGAUAAAUCCACAGAACGUCCAUUACCGUUAUCAAUUUUUGUUUUAUCUGUUUCUGGAAAAGCUGGGUGCUAACCAAUAUGGCCGCCAGUACAGCGCCGUUCUGUCUCCUACAAAACUUAGCAGAGCUCACAUGCAGAACUCUGGGAAAGCUUGAUUUUGUAAUGUUAUAGAAACACCAUUCUUGGUCAUCUGGUUCCUGGGAAAGCUGAGUGACAUUACUGCUUCUCUGCCCUGAAUGGUAAGGGCCCAUGCACACUAGGGAAAUUCAGCAAGGGAUUUCCUUGUCAAAUUUUUUCAGCGGAUCCGGGCAGCCUGGAAUCGGAUCGCUGUGGAAACUAAAACGGUUGUCCGCAAAAUAAACAACCUGUGUAUGUAGUAAAAAAGUAUAACAAAGCAACCUACUAAUGUUAUUAGCCAUAGUGCAGAGAUCUGUUUCCCUGGUAAGCUGUGACAUCUCGUCACAGGCUCUCAAAGCAGUCUGCUCAGUCCCUCGUCACCCUUUUCCUCCUGUAAGCACAAGACAAGACCAGUGAUGUGAAGAAGGGGAGCUGAUAUUACUGUUUAUUAAAUUUGACUCAGUUGAUAAAGCAGCAGGGAAGUCCGUUCUUAUUCACCGUAGUUCCCAGCAAAACGGGCUCUCUGCUGCCUUAUUUAGUGAGUCAUAAAUCAAAUGAGUAGUAUUACCAGCUCCCCUUUUCACAUCACUGGUCUGGUCUUGUGCUGACAGGAGGGAAAGAGAGCAGAGGGAUGGAGUAGACUUCUCUGAGAGACUGUGUUAUGACAUCACAGAUUACAAGGGAGCAGCAGAACUGAUAUUGAAUAUCUCUGCACAAUGGCUAAUAACAGUAUCAGCUAUGCCGCAAGCUUGAUGUCAUGUCACAGGCUCUGAGUAGUCUGCUCUGUCUCUCCUCUCCCGUCAGCACAGGAUGAGACCAGUGAUGUGAAGGGGGGCGGCUGGUAUUUCUGCUCAUUAGAUUUGACUCCUUCAAUAAGGCAGCAGUGGAGUCAGUUCUUAGUCACAGUAGUUCCCGGCAGAACAAACUCUCUGCUGCUUUAUCUAAUGAGUGAUAAAUCUAAUGAGCAGCAAGAUCAGCUUCCCUCUUCACAUCACUGGUCUCAUCCUGUGCUGACAGGAGGGGAGGAUAGAUAGAGCAGACAACUUUGAGAGCCUGUGAUGUGACGUUACAGCUUACAAGGUAGCAGCACAGCUUAUAUGGAAGAUCUCUGCACUUUUGCUAAUAACAUUAUAUUAGUAAGUUGCUGUAUUCUACUUCCUGACACCAUCCACUGGGUAUUACUUUCACCAUACAACCCCCGUCAAUAGUGACAGCGCACAUCGGCAUUGACUAUAGCAGUGUCCACUGCACACAGGACCCAUUCACACUACAGAACAUUCCUAGUCUGCCUAGUUAUGUAGUAAGAAAUCUCCUGCAUCACCGCCUAUCAGUUGUGUGAUACAGGGGUCAGGCAAAGCUGGGUUGGAACUUAUAGGUUGUCACCAAGCUUUCUCGGAGACUGGUAUAACUCAGAAACAGCUGCAAAUGUUUGAUGUGCUGGAGAUCUGUUCUGCAGGGAUGUAGGGUAUUGCAUCACAUGCAGACAUCUUUAAUAAUGUUACCCAACCAGUGUGCCUCCAGCUGUUGCAAAUCUGCAACUCCCAGCAUUCGGCUGUCCGGGCAUGCUGGGAGUUGUAGUUUGGCAACAACUGGGGGCACGCUGGUUGGGAAACACUGGUUUAAAGGGUUGCCGGAUGCUGUUACUGCCAUAAUUGUCAGGCUCCGCUCCCUAUUAGUCAUUACAUUCCAGCCGGGGUUUGCUGACAGGUGUGACUGUUGUUUGCUCUGUGUAUGUACACUUAGCACCUGUCCAUAAAUAUUCUAAUUAUAUGCACAUUUGCAUACCGUGAUGUCACAUGCUGGGCGGAGUCACAUGCUUCGUAAAUGGCCAUUCCAGCAACUUCUGACAUUAUUCAUUGACUCCGUUUUUUAUUCGAGCCUGGGAAAUGUAUCCAAAACAGAGCUAAUUUCUUUAAAAAAAAAAUAGCACCACCCCUGUCCCCAGGUGGUGUGCGGUAUUGCAGCUCUGAUCCAUUUAAGCGAAUGAAGCCAAGUUGUAAUACUACGCAUAACCUGAGGACAUGGGUGGCGCUGUUUUAUAAAAGAAAUUGGCUCUGUUUUAGCCCUGACAGCUAAAAUGCUCUCCAGCUGUUGCAAGACUACAACUCCCAGCAUGGAGUUGCAGUUUUGCGACAGACUAUUGGCUCCAUGUUUUGUAUACCAAAGUGUUUUUAAAGGGGUACUCCGGUGGAAAACUUUAUUUUUAAAUCAACUGGUGCCAGAAAGGUAAACAGAUUUGUAAAUUAUUUCUAUUUUAAAAAAUCUUAAUCCUUCCAGUACUAUUUAGG